Messenger RNA from Crotalus tigris (Tiger rattlesnake), 2576 nucleotides. RefSeq names its product FtsJ RNA 2'-O-methyltransferase 1 (gene FTSJ1). The coding region runs from base 141 to 1112 and encodes 323 amino acids. Lineage: Eukaryota; Metazoa; Chordata; Lepidosauria; Squamata; Viperidae. Gene Ontology annotation, molecular function: tRNA methyltransferase activity. Gene Ontology annotation, biological process: tRNA methylation; cytoplasmic translation. The record is from RefSeq and is a predicted model, not a curated record. The transcript has 10 exons. Gene Ontology annotation, cellular component: cytoplasm.
CGGGUAACUGUUGCGACUGUCCUGGAGCUUUGCGGCAGAGCGCGGGGAUACGUUUUCGGUGACGCGUGUUGUGUAACUUGCAUUCGAAAUCCGAAGGUAUUUUAAGAGUUACCACAGUCACCAGCCAUACCUAAGGGAAAAUGGGACGCUCCUCCAAAGACAAACGUGAUAUUUACUACCGUCUGGCCAAGGAAGAAGGGUGGCGAGCUCGUAGUGCAUUCAAACUUCUUCAGCUGGAUGAAGAAUAUCACUUAUUUAAAGGUGUCACCCGGGCUGUAGAUCUUUGUGCAGCACCUGGUAGCUGGAGUCAAGUUCUCAGCCGAAAGCUCAAAGGAGAAGAUCCCAAAAAUGCAGAUAUCAAAAUAGUGGCAGUAGAUUUGCAAGCCAUGGCUCCAUUGCCAGGAGUCAUUCAAAUCCAAGGGGACAUCACCAAGGUUUCAACAGCUCAGGAAAUCAUUCAUCAUUUUGAGGGGCAACCAGCCGAUCUGGUUGUAUGUGAUGGAGCCCCUGACGUGACUGGACUCCAUGAUAUAGAUGAGUACAUCCAAGCCCAACUGUUGCUUGCUGCCUUGAACAUUACUAUGCAUGUCUUAAAGAAAGGGGGGACAUUUGUAGCUAAGAUAUUCCGAGGGAAGGAUGUCACUCUUCUCUAUUCCCAGUUGAAGAUAUUCUUCCCUGAUGUGACAUGUGCCAAACCCCGAAGUAGUCGCAACUCUAGCAUUGAAGCCUUUGCUGUUUGCCGAAACUAUAGUCCCCCUGAAGGUUAUGUGCCAAACAUGUCCAAUCCCCUAUUGGAUCAUUGUUACGAUGUGGAUUUUAAUCAGCUGGAAGGUCCCAAUCGGGUCAUUGUCCCUUUCCUGGCUUGUGGCGAUCUGAGUGCUUAUGAUUCCGAUCGGACCUACCCGCUACAGCUGGAUCCUGAGAAGGAGUAUACCUACGUGCCCCCGACCCAGCCGCCUAUCCGUCCUGCCUACGAAGAAGCCUGCUUCUUAAAGAAACACAACCUCCUUACCAAGGAACAAGGGCCCCACCCUCAGCUUUCAGUGCCAGGGGCUUCAAAUUUUCCUUCAGAGACUGAGGUCGUAGAUGCCCUGGAGGAACUGUCAAUGUAACACAAUCACAGGAUUGUGUUACACUGACCCUCUGUCAGGUUGAAAGACUACAUUUUAUCUUCUGAAGGAGCAAAGAUAGAAAAGAUGAGCUUGUCUGGAGAGUUGGACCUUUGAGGGUGCUUGUUCUCAGGACACAUUAGUACUACAACAGGCCUUCGGAGUCAUACUGAAAUGCAAAAGAACUUUGCCCUUCCAAUAUAUACACAUAAUCCUAGACAACCUGGCUAUCCAGCAGCAGACUUCAGAAGGAGACUGCAUAUAACAAGAGAUUGGCCAGGGCUUUCGUGCAGGACCAUCAUGUUAGACAGCCUGGUUGUUACAGAGCAGCUUGAGAAUCUUGCCUCUUUCAUUCCCACUUCCUGCCUUCCCCCCCCCCCUUUUCCAAAGGGGAGAACUUGUAAUGGUUGAAACCACGGUCACUUCUUCUUCGUCCCUUUUUCAGUUUGUCCUACUCCAAGAUCUCCAGAUCUGCAUGAGAGUGACAAUUGAAGCAACCACAGAGAUGGAGCGCUUUUGCAGGGCUCUUUAUCUCAAUCAUAGAUACUGAAAGUCAGCUAGGAAGGGGAGUGUAGUUUCACUCCAGAUCAGUGGUUCUCAACCUUCCUAAUGCCGCGAGCCUUUAAUACAGUUCCUCAUGUUGUGGUGACCCCCAACCCAAAGGGAUCUCCAAGCCCGUACCAACGCCACCCAUUCACCCACUGCCCCCAGGGCUCAGCGUGCCUUGCCUGUCCUCGCCUCACUUCCAAAGAUUGCUGGCCUGCCCGGCUCCAGCUGAUCGGGGAAGGGGCGCAGGAAGGCCACUACGCUGGCUCUGCCCAGCCUGGUUGGAGAAGCACCCAGGCGGGGAGAGGGGGAGAGAGAGAGAGAGAGCCAAGAGGGCGACAGCACCGGCAGAGCUUAGGUCAGCCUCCUCCGUGGAAAGGGCCGCAAAGCAGCACAGCCUCCCUUAGGAGAUGUCGACAGAAACGAAUCUGGCACUGCAACGGCCCCCAGCUUGAAACUGUGCGGAUACGGAUAGAGGAGCGGUAUCUCGGCUCCUAAGACCAUCGGAAAUAUGUGUUUUCCUAGUUAGGCGACCCCUGUGAAAGGGUUAUUCGACCCCCAAAGGGGUUGGUCUCGGCUCCUAAGACCAUCGGAAAUAUGUGUUUUCCUAGUUAGGCGACCCCUGUGAAAGGGUUAUUCGACCCCCAAAGGGGUUGCGACCCACAGGUUGAGAACCACUGCUCCAGACAGUAAUAAGCCUAUUGAGGUAACUGAAACAUUGCAUCUUUGUCAGUUCUUUUCUAAAGUGAGAAAAUGGAUAACUUGAAUGCUCGUUUAAUGUCAGAUCUAGGGAUGAAAACUGCGCAUGAGCUUGCUCUUGUUAAUUUAAAGGAUGUUUAACUUAAUUUCUGGUUAGUGUGCACCUUUUCCUAUUGUAUUGCUCAAAACUGCAGCAUUUAUUUUAAUAAAAAAUUAUCAUUU